Messenger RNA from Pseudoliparis swirei, 1244 nucleotides. RefSeq names its product coiled-coil domain-containing protein 8 homolog. The coding region runs from base 192 to 1244 and encodes 350 amino acids. Lineage: Eukaryota; Metazoa; Chordata; Actinopteri; Perciformes; Liparidae. The transcript is spliced from 10 exons. The record is from RefSeq and is a predicted model, not a curated record.
CGGAGGCGCGCACUGAGCUGAGCAUCUGAGCACCUUGGAGACUCCACGGGUUUGAUCCGACGCGCAAGAACGCACCGGCACACCGACACACACGCCCUUCACGUCCACCUGAAACGUUCAAGCCGGUUGACUGAAAGCAGAGGACAGAGGUCUGAGCCCCGGUUCAAGCGCAGCCAGAACACCGUGUUCCUAUGAUGUCUUACCUGUGGAUUCUGCUAUUAGGAAGCCUGCUGGCUACAAGCGCCAAAGCACAAGAUGCUGAAGCCACAACGGAGGAGAAAGCAGCCCCUGAUGCCCCGGCCCCUGAAACAGAAACAGCGACAGAGGUCAAUGAAGACUCCGUCGCUGACAAGGAAAAUGACCAUAUAGCUAAGGAAAUUCCAGCUAUAAUGGGUGAUAAUGAAGCCGAAGCAGUUGACCCAGGAACUGAAGAGGCAGAACCAGUAGAUACGCCUGCAGCCGAACCAGCGGAUACUCCUGCAGCCGACGCAGGGGAUACGCCUGCAGCCGACCCAGCGGAUACUCCUGCAGCCGACGCAGCGGAUACUCCUGCAGCCGACGCAGGGGAUACGCCUGCAGCCGACGCAGGGGAUACGCCUGCAGCCGACCCAGCGGAUACGCCUGCAGCCGACGCAGGGGAUACGCCUGCAGCCGACGCAGGGGUUACGCCUGCAGCAGACCCAGCGGAUACUCCUGCAGCCGACGCAGAGGAUACGCCUGCCGCAGCCGCGGAGGAUACGCCUGCAGCAGAGGCGGAGGUGGAGGCUGCUUCAACAAAACAAGAUGAUCUUGAGGUUGUGGAUCCAAAGGCUGAGGAACCAACUGCUUUAGGAGAGGAGAAAGCUACAUCGAGCACUGGUGGAACUCCUGAUCAGGAGGAGAGUGACGCCACAUCAGCAGCAGAUCCAGCUGCAGCAGAUAAUGAGGACACAUCAACUGUUCCUGCUGCUGCUGAUGCAGAACCAACACAACCAGCUGCGGAAGACAAAGUUGAACCAGAAGUGGAAGUCCUUGUUCCAACAAUUAAUGAAGAGAUUGUUCCUGUGGUGAAUACAGAUGUAAAGUUUAGCUUGGGAGAUGCUCUGCCAGAAGAGAACGCAGUGGACAGCCCGGGAGAGAGGCGCAGCUUUGAAUCUGGGAUACAUGUUGCUAGCUCCAGUGGAGAAGCUGAAAAACCUGAAGCCCAAGAGGCCAGCUCCGGCUCUGUAGCAGCCAUCCUGAGUGUAAUUGUGCUGUCUGUAUGA